Molecule: messenger RNA, 4859 nt
Organism: Caretta caretta (loggerhead turtle)
Lineage: Eukaryota; Metazoa; Chordata; Testudines; Cheloniidae
Gene: GABPA
Product: GA binding protein transcription factor subunit alpha
Biological process (GO): regulation of transcription by RNA polymerase II; cell differentiation
Cellular component (GO): nucleus
Molecular function (GO): DNA-binding transcription factor activity, RNA polymerase II-specific; sequence-specific DNA binding
Source: RefSeq, a predicted model, not a curated record
AAAAUCUUCUGUUUGUUAGGUGUUUUGUAGAUUAAUGCUGAAUACUUUCACCUAUAAGAGGCAAUAUAAUUUUAAAAAAAUCAGAAAUAGAUAACAUUUAAUACAUUGUAUUUUUAGAAAAAGUUUUAUAGCAGUCAACAGCUUUCAGAUUCCUUCAAAGGACAGUAUGUAAUAUAAAUGGGACAGCAAAAUCUCUCAAGUAUUUUUAAAACAACUUGAAAUUUAAAUAUUAUCAUCCAAUGAAAGGUAAACCUGACAAGAGCAUCAUAGAGCAUCCAAUAAAUGUAGAAGCCUCCAAAGGAAGAGAACAAAAGCUACCUCAGGAUGUAUGAUCUAGGCACCUAUAUGUCUGUUUAAAUUCCUGAAUUUGUCUUCUCCCAGAAAAAAACAAAGCCAUCAAUUUACUACUUCCAUUUGCCAGAACAAGCAUUGUCAACUACUUCAUGGUUUCUGCAUCACACUUGCAUUUUAGAGCUGUGUAAUUGGCUUUAUGAACAGAGUUUGCAGCUGAAAACAUUUUUGGCCUGUUUUUGAGACUUUUUAGCCAUGACUAAAAGAGAUGCAGAGGAGCUGAUAGAAAUAGAAAUUGAUGGGACUGAGAAACAGGAGUGCACUGAAGAAAGCAUCGUUGAGCAGACGUACACUACAGCAGAAUUUGUGAGUCAGGCUAUUGACAUCAAUGAACCAGUUGGAAAUCUUAAGAAGUUGUUGGAACCAAGACUUCAGUGUUCCUUGGACGCACAUGAAAUCUGCCUGCAAGAUAUCCAGCUGGACCCAGAUCGCAGUCUCUUUGACCAAGGAGUAAAGACAGAUGGAACAGUACAGCUUAGUGUACAAGUAAUAUCCAGGCAAGGAAUAGAGCCCAAGUUAAACAUCCUUGAAAUUGUAAAGCCUGUAGAAACUGUGGAGGUAGUUAUCGAUCCGGAUGCCCACCAUGCUGAAGCUGAAGCUCACCUUGUUGAGGAAGCCCAAGUGAUAACUCUAGAUGGAACAAAACACAUUACAACAAUAUCAGAUGAAACUUCUGAGCAAGUGACUCGAUGGGCUGCAGCACUGGAAGGCUACAGAAAGGAGCAAGAACGCCUUGGAAUACCCUAUGACCCUGUACAGUGGUCAACAGACCAAGUACUCCACUGGGUGGUAUGGGUGAUGAAGGAAUUCAGCAUGACUGACAUAGACCUCAAUACUCUUAGUAUUCCAGGCCGAGAGUUAUGUAGCCUCAAUCAAGAGGACUUCUUCCAGAGGGUCCCUCGGGGAGAAAUCCUUUGGAGCCACCUGGAGCUUCUUCGAAAAUAUGUAUUGGCUAGCCAAGAACACUCUGGAGAAAUAGCAACAGUUACUAUUGAUCAGCCUGUGCAAAUUAUUCCAGCAUCUGUACAGCCUGCUACCCCAACCACCAUUAAAGUAAUAAACAGCAGUGCAAAGGCAGCUAAAGUACAAAGAGCACCAAGAAUCUCAGGAGAAGACAGAAGUUCACCUGGGAACAGAACAGGAAACAAUGGCCAGAUUCAGCUAUGGCAGUUUUUGCUAGAACUUCUUACUGACAAAGAUGCUCGAGACUGUAUUUCUUGGGUUGGCGAUGAAGGGGAAUUUAAACUGAAUCAACCUGAGCUGGUUGCACAGAAAUGGGGACAACGUAAAAAUAAACCCACCAUGAACUAUGAGAAGCUUAGUCGUGCUCUACGGUAUUACUAUGAUGGCGAUAUGAUCUGCAAAGUACAAGGCAAGAGGUUUGUGUACAAAUUUGUCUGUGACUUGAAAACUCUUAUUGGCUAUAGCGCAGCAGAGCUGAACCGGUUGGUCACAGAGUGUGAGCAAAAGAAACUGGCAAAGAUGCAACUCCAUGGCAUUGCACAGCCAGUCACAGCAGUAGCACUAGCUACUGCAUCCCUGCAAACUGAGAAAGACAAUUAAGCACAAGAACCUGAAAGUGGGAGCCUGAGGCCUUUCUUAUAUACCCAGAGCAGUUAUCUUUAUCAGAAUCGGAAACUUCUUUUUAUUCCUUGACAGUACAAUAUGAUGCAUGAUUUUCUACAAAGAACUGAGACUCCCAUAAAUUUGGAUCUUUAACACACUGAAAUAUAUGCUAUGUUAAGGGAUCACCACAACUUCUUCAAUAUGAAGACAGACCCACUGUGUCAUGUAGUCUGCUGAAAUUGGUGAGGAAAGCUGAACUGGUUCAUGUUGUAUGUCCAGCCCUACAAAAUAUUUUUUGCAGCAUUUUAAGAAAAGUGAAGCAUUUACAGGAAACAGACUGGUCAAUAGUUUAAAUUCAGCCCUUUCUGAUAUUUUUUAUUCUUUAUUGAACUACAAAAUGGAAUUGGAUGCUUACAGUUAAAGCAGGAGCUGCCCUUAAACAUGCCUGUUAAUCUCAUCUAAUCAAGCAGAGCAGAAAGAACAGACACAUUAAAAAAUAAUAGAAAGCAUCAAGUCCUUAAGACAAUUUCUCUGUUUAUAAGCAAAGAAAACUAAGAAUAGACUAAACUCAAGAUCAGUGCUGAAGAAAGAGAUCCAUAUUUAAGUCUGGCUUAGAUCAAAAGCCAAUUAUGAGUAUUUCAUUGUAAUGUGUAGCUAACAUGCAUAUACAAGGGCAAGUUCUUAACUUCUGAAAAAUGUUAUGCUGGCUACUCAGCAAAAGAAAAUUAAUAAAGAUUUUCCUGUUUUUCCUGUCAGGUGAUUAAAAACUUGAAAAGGUAUCCCUCACCCAAAAAGAAGUUUUUAUUACUCUACGCUGCAGAGUAUAUUAGCCAAUACUCCUUAUACCUGCACUUAGUUGAUCUUGAUGAACUGAAGACUUAAGUUAAUCACAUUCAGCAGUCCUUUUCUGUUUAGAAACAAAAUGAGUUGCAAAUAAGUUUAUAAAAAUCUGAAGUUUGACUUCCAGAUUAUUGUACAGUUUUCCCUAUUAAAAUAUGAAAAAAUAUAGUUUCUUAUUUAAAAUUAGUUUCUUUCCAAACUUCAGAUAAUGUUUUAAGGCCUCAGAAACAAAACUACACAUUCCUGAGACCUAAGCAGGACACAGUUAAGGGUUUGGAUACAUUUUUCGAAAUAUAUAUAAUUGGAAUGUAUCCCGAAUCCAGAGACUGGUAUUAAUACUUCUUCAUUCAGGCAUAUACAUGUUAAUAUGUACAAAACUGUGUCUCCAUGAUUUGUGAGCUUCUCCAUUAAUGACUUGCUAGACUUCUGUUAGUCUGAAUAGAGCAUUUUUUACUUUUUGCCCCUUUGUUUAAACAGUAUGAAUAUUGUGUUGCCAUGCAUUUUUGCUGUUCUUGCAAGCAGAUUUUUUUUAAAUAAGGAACCAUCAGCAGAAGCUGUGGUGUCACUUGACAAGUAGUAAAAAUAUAAUUGCAUAAGAGAAAAUCUUUAGUACCAUGUUGAAAGGUCAAGUUACUCUUAAAACUUUUAAGUCAAGAAUUUGGCUAACCUGACAGAUGCUUAAUGUAAAAUGUACUUAAACGGAGUGGUGGGAGCACUAUGUUGUUGCUGUUGACAAGUAAAGAGAAACUGGCUUUCAAGGAAUUGGAAAUAUGUGAGACUUGUAUAUUUUUAGGGUUUAUUUUUUAAGGGUACAUCUGGGGGCUGAGGUAUUUUUCUCGGUGGAGGGGCAUCUCCAUGCCCCUCCUGUAGGCCUAAGGAUCUCAUGCCGUUUUGGCCAUCUACCGUUUAAGUCUCUCUAGCUGCCAUCUCCACCAUUGUAGCUUUCUCUUGGCAGAUUCCUCCAGUGACUUUUAAUUUACCAUUCUUGAAUUACUGAAGCACUCCCUCAUUUGCCAAAAGGGUGAGCAUGCUGCUUCUGAACGAUGUAUUAGCUUGAUAAGAAGCUACACAAAUCCUUUUAAGUCCUUAACAAAUCCUUAAGUUACAGAUAUGGGUAAAUCAGUCAGAAGUCAAGUCAAAUGUCUAACUUGUAUGACUGUUAUAGUACAGUUGUAGCACAUUUUCACUAUUUAUCAAGCAUUUGAAAUCUCUUAUGUAAAUAGCUGAGGUCACCAUCUUGCUUAUGAAAGGGAAUAUUCGGCUGCAAGUUGUGUAGCUAACAACUUUUUUCUGUGUCCGGAAUUCCAUUUGUGCAGCUCUGUUCAAGACAAGGAUGACACUGUAAAUACAGGCCACAAUUCAAGUAGCUAAUUAAUAAAUGUGAUACAACUGCCUCUUAGAACACUGCUCAGUCUUUCUUGCAGAGGUCUAAAAUACUGCAAGUGGGCAGAGAAAGGAAGGGUUCAAAACGGUGACCUACCAAAUCAGUCUAAUGGAGGAUGAAUUAAUAUCAAAGCUAAUAAGUAAAAUUGAUGCUUUACCCUUGAAUAUACACAAAAUUAAAUAAAACUAUUAGGAAAGAUGGCAUCAAAACUUCCCAUGUAAAUACAUCUCAUUAUUUUGAAGCCCUUUAAUUUAGUAAAUAUGAUUAUCCCUUUUGGGUUUGUUUAUAUGCAUUUUAUUUCCUGGUAGGAUCUGCUGCUCUUCCACCAUGUUCUUUUCAUUAAAAAAGGACCAAUGCAUUUUUCAAACAGCACAAGGCUGUUGUCAAAUGUCCUGUAGCUAAGAGAGAAAUCUGACUAACUUGAUGUCUUCAAUUAAAUAAAGGAUGUAGAAUAUUAUAUGUCAAUAUAAUUGUUUUGUUGCUGCCAGAAAAAAAAUAAGUAUAAUCCCAAUUUUUUGUAAAACAGGGGUUUUGCAUACAUUUUUACUCUUUAAAUAAAGACACUUAUACUCUGCUAAUAAUUAUGUAUUACUUUUGUUUUGAAUUUUUUUGGUAAUUUUACAUGAAACAAUUAUUUUCUAUUUUUACUCUGAUAAAAUAUUUGUGCAUAAAAUGUCAACAUAGUAAAAUAAAAAAAAUAAAACUGUUGCACAGCUUA